CGUCCGCCGGCGCCGGCUCUGCGGCUGCUGAAUCGGAAACCGCAGGGAGGAUCCGGGGAAAUAAAGACGCCCGAGAAUGACCUCCAGCGAGGCCGCCUGAGCCGCGGGCCGCGCGCCGCCGCACCAGCCCCGGGCAUGGGCGAGCGGGGCGGGCGGCCGGAGCCCUCGGCCACGCACGCCCCGGGGGCCCCCGCCGGCCCCGGCCCCGGCCCCGGCCCCGGCGCCGCCGCCGUCAACGGGCUGCUGCACAACGGCUUGCACCCGCCGCCGCUCCAGCCGCCGCGCCUCUGCAGCCGCGGCCCCGCGGGCGGUGGCGACGCGGCGCCCCCGCGCCUCCCGCUCCUGCCCGAGCUCCAGCCGCAGCCACCGCCCCCUCAGCACGACUCCCCGGCCAAGAAAUGCCGGCUGCGGAGGAGGAUGGACUCUGGGAGGAAGCACAGGCCGCCAUUCCCAUGGUUCGGCAUGGAUAUCGGUGGAACGCUGGUUAAAUUGGUCUACUUCGAACCGAAGGAUAUUACAGCUGAAGAGGAACAAGAGGAGGUGGAGAACCUGAAGAGCAUCAGGAAGUAUUUGACUUCUAAUACGGCUUAUGGGAAAACCGGGAUCCGAGACGUUCACCUAGAACUGAAAAAUUUGACCAUGUGUGGGCGCAAAGGGAACCUGCACUUCAUCCGCUUCCCCAGCUGUGCCAUGCACAGGUUCAUUCAGAUGGGCAGCGAGAAGAACUUCUCCAGCCUUCACACCACCCUCUGUGCCACCGGAGGCGGGGCUUUCAAGUUUGAAAAGGACUUCAGAACGAUUGCUGACCUGCAGCUCCAUAAACUGGAUGAACUGGACUGUCUGAUUCAGGGCCUGCUUUAUGUUGACUCCGUCGGCUUCAACGGCAAGCCGGAAUGUUACUAUUUUGAAAAUCCCACAAAUCCUGAAUUGUGUCAAAAAAAGCCUUACUGCCUUGAUAACCCAUACCCUAUGUUGCUGGUGAACAUGGGCUCAGGUGUCAGCAUUCUAGCAGUAUACUCCAAGGACAACUAUAAAAGAGUUACAGGGACCAGUCUUGGAGGUGGAACAUUCCUAGGCCUAUGUUGCUUGCUGACUGGUUGUGAGACCUUUGAAGAAGCUCUGGAAAUGGCAGCUAAAGGCGACAGCACCAAUGUUGAUAAGCUGGUGAAGGACAUUUACGGAGGAGACUAUGAACGAUUUGGCCUUCAAGGAUCCGCUGUAGCAUCAAGCUUUGGCAACAUGAUGAGUAAGGAAAAGCGAGAUUCCAUCAGCAAGGAAGACCUCGCCCGAGCCACACUGGUCACCAUCACCAACAACAUUGGCUCCAUUGCACGGAUGUGUGCGUUGAAUGAGAAUAUUGACAGAGUUGUGUUUGUUGGGAAUUUUCUCAGAAUCAAUAUGGUCUCCAUGAAGCUGCUAGCAUAUGCAAUGGAUUUUUGGUCCAAAGGACAGCUAAAAGCUCUGUUUUUGGAACAUGAGGGUUAUUUCGGAGCCGUUGGAGCACUGCUGGAGCUGUUCAAGAUGGCUGAUGACCAGUAGUGGUGCCAGGCGGCGGAAGAGCCUUCUGUGGGAACAGGGAACCGAGGACUGCUGUCAGGGGAGGUAGAUGCCGCUGUGGGACGGAAGCCAAGCCAUUAUGGCAGAUGAACCUGCUGGAUUUGUAAAUAAUUUAAAAUACCUUCUAGCCGAUCUUUUACUCUUGGGUUUUGAGCUGAUGAUUCAAAAUGGGGAAUACAAGAGUUUUUUCUGUAUACUGUAUUUUUAAAAAAAAAAAAAAAUUUUUGUGCAGCGAGGCCAAACCUAUGUAUGGAUUUUAUGCAUUAACCUUGAAAAGUUGUAUGAUGUUUAAGAAGGACCCGAAAUGUAAGUGCUGUUUAUUUUUCUUCUGGGGUUUACUGAUCAGUGUGGUAAUUUUAACUUCAUUUAGUAAUUACUCUAGGAGAUUCUACCUUUACUUAUAUUCUUCAUGACGUUUCAUGAUUUGCUGUUGGUUUCAAAUGAAACUACAAAUCUGGCGUGUUUUACUGUGAACACGAUUUUGUUUGUUUGUUUAUAUACCUUUUCUCGUCUUUUUUUUUUUUUUCCUGUUGGAAUGUCUUAUGGAGAAAGAGAGUCCUUCCCCAUUUCUGUCCUUAAGUGACUCCCUCCCCUCCCCAAUACCUUUCCUUAACCUAAUUGUAUCAAUCAAGGUGCUGACCAACUCAAUGCGAAGUGAAGCAGGAGAUCAAAAGCUCUCGAAAGUACCCCUGAUGAGAAAACUCUGAAAGUGUUGAUGAAUUUAAUGAGUCAGGCAAAAGUUGAAAAUGAUAGGCAAUUUUGUCUUAAACCUUAUGCAUACGCAAUGUUUUGUUGGAUUUAUUUUAUGUUAGGUUAUAUUAAACUGAAAUGUUCUCUAAUGACAUGUCCUUGAUUCAUGCCCAGCCUAUGAGUGGCAGGAAAUCCUUAUGCAGGACUCUGGAACUUCCCAGGUAAAGUCUCCCAGUUGAUUAACUGUUCCCAUUGGGAGAUGGGGGAGAAGUCAUGGGUUGAGGUGUCAGGUAAUAAUACCUAUUUGUUUUGUACACAUAUGUACAUAGGAGCUUUGUAACAAGGCAUCUUAAGUAAUAACAUUUUUUCAUUUGAAAUAUUUCAGACUGAAAACUGUAUUUCAAUCCCAGCUUCUAAUAUUUAAAAAAAAAAAUCAUGAUACUGAUCUAUCUAUACAUUUUUUUUUCUUUUUUGAAAGAUGUCAUUGGAACCAAUGGGUAACUUUCAAAUGAGAGUCUUGUACAAAUAUUGAAACGCAUGAAGUCUAAUGAUUUAGAACUGAUUAAUCUUUCAAAUUGAGCAUAUUGUUGAAAGGGAUUUUUGAAGGCAGUGCAGUUCCUCCAUGAUGAAUCUUUCCUUUUCUGCCUCCUGAGCACCAUCUUUAAUUGCCAUUAUCUUCAAGUCUUGAAGAACUUGUUAAUUGAAGUAUUCACUUGUCUGGUUGAAAUAAAGCCUGUUUCUGUUGUGA
Nyctereutes procyonoides (raccoon dog) is the source of this 2995-nucleotide messenger RNA. RefSeq names its product pantothenate kinase 1 (gene PANK1). Gene Ontology annotation, biological process: coenzyme A biosynthetic process. Bases 136 to 1539 code for a protein of 467 amino acids. Gene Ontology annotation, molecular function: ATP binding; pantothenate kinase activity. The transcript is spliced from 7 exons. The record is from RefSeq and is a predicted model, not a curated record. Gene Ontology annotation, cellular component: nucleus; cytosol. Lineage: Eukaryota; Metazoa; Chordata; Mammalia; Carnivora; Canidae.